Molecule: messenger RNA, 3786 nt
Organism: Rhizopus microsporus ATCC 52813
Lineage: Eukaryota; Fungi; Mucoromycota; Mucoromycetes; Mucorales; Rhizopodaceae
Product: DNA repair helicase
Exons: 9
Coding region: 252-3722 (1156 amino acids)
Biological process (GO): double-strand break repair involved in meiotic recombination; nucleotide-excision repair
Cellular component (GO): nucleus
Molecular function (GO): DNA binding; ATP binding; DNA helicase activity
Source: RefSeq, a predicted model, not a curated record
AGGAUAAAAAAACGGUAGCAUUGAUAUUAAAGUUAAAAUGACUAUCACUCAAGUUGACUGAAUGCAGAAUUUCAGUCAUUCCUUGUUUCCUAUACAUUAUUACAAAUGUAAUGCUAUUAUGUGAUGUCAUUACGCUUUUGGGCAUACAUCCGCGCAGCAAAAGUGCAUGUAAAGUCUUAUUGGGCUAAAUCUUGGAGUGCGAAUAAUUUUGGUAUUCCUUUUCUCUUCUCUUUUCUACACAAGUGAGCUUUAUGGAAGAACGACGAAGCUUACGAAAGAGCUUUCAGGAAUGGUUAAGCACUAAAAGAAAUAGUUCCACUCCUCAGUCUCCAUCAAAUGCCACGGCUACUUUAGACAAUGAACAACAACGUCAACCCGAAGACGUGAAACCACAAAAAAGUCAUACACUUAUCAUGGAAUCAGUUCGUGUAGACUUUCCAUUAAAGCCCUAUCCGGCCCAAUUACAAAUGAUGUCCAAAAUUAUUCAUGCUCUAAAUCGCUCAGAAAACGCAUUACUAGAGAGUCCGACAGGUUCUGGUAAAUCACUUGCUUUACUUUGUGCGGCUUUAGCUUGGAGAGACAAUGAGCGGAAAAAAUUGGCAGAGAAAGAUGUACAAGAAAGAGAAGAGCGAGCAAAGGCAAUGUUAAAUUCUGCGACAGAAGAGCUAGAAAAUGUAUCAGAAAAGAGAGCUAGAAAUGAAGAAAUGAUCCGUCCGGAAGACUUGUUCAAACGUUUCAAGUGCGAUGACACCUCCUUUGAUGAUUUUCAGCCAAACCAAGUGUUUAACGGUAGAAAAAUUGCAGAGAUCAGUACACCUGCUUCUCCAUCUGAUGUCUUGCCUGCUCCAGAGCCAGCUUCGGCAUCUGUUGCAGCUUCAGAGAAAGCGAAGCCAACAACAUUUCCAAGGAUACCCCGUAUUUUUGUUGGAAGUAGAACGCAUAAACAACUAACACAGCUUGUGUCCGAACUAAAGAGGAAUACAAACUAUAGCCCUCGAAUGACCGUUCUUGGAAGUCGUGAACAGCUAUGCAUACAUCCAAAAGUAUCUAAAUCGAACAACAAGGCUGAAGACUGUUCCAAUCUCUUGGAUAAACAAGCCUGUGGUUUUGCUCAUAGAACAAAAAAGCUUAUCAAUAGAAUAAUGACAGAACCUGCCAAUCGAAUUUUGGAUAUUGAAGAUAUGGUUUCUUUGGGAAAGGGAAUAGGCGGAUGCCCGUAUUACGGCUCAAGAAAAAUGUACGAAGUUGCUGAAGUCAUAUUCUGCCCUUACAACUAUAUUCUUGAUCCAGUCAUUAGACAGCUUAUGGAUAUUAAUUUGGAAGGAAGUAUCAUUAUUUUGGAUGAAGCUCAUAAUAUGGAGGAUGCUGCACGUUCUGCUGGUUCAUUUGAAAUUGAUGAAAAGGCUUUAAAUACAGUAAAGAUCGAAUUGACGCAAGUCAUAAAAGGUGGAUUUGAGGUGCAUUCUCAUCAGAUAUUAGAGCAUCUAUUUGAUGGUCUCUGGGAGUGGAUAACUUCUUCUGAUAAUAUAUACAACAAACAAGAUUAUGAAAGGCAUAUAUGCGUUUGGUCAGGCCAGAAGAUCAUUGAAAAAUUAAAAGAGUUAAGCAUCACAGCUCAUAUAUUUGAAACACAAUUCAUUCCUGCCUACAAGGCUGUUUCUGCACAUGCUGAGGCGAUCAGAAAGGAGGCUGAAGACAGGAGCUUAUAUGAUGAAUUAGAUCGAGAAGAUCCUGAAGUUACAGUGCAUAGACGAAGGUGUCUAUCCAAUAACUCGCUAACUAUCGUUCGAGGUAUCUUUCUCGUAUUUGGAUACUUGUUUAAAGAAGACUGUGAUUAUGCCGAAGAUUAUAGAAUGGCCCUUAUGAAGCGUAUGGAAAGAGGCGGACAAAAGCCCGGUAGAAAGAAAAAUAACUCUGGCCAAGAGAAUGUAUGGACCUACAAGUUAGGCUUUUGGUGCUUGAAUCCAGGCAUCAUCUUUCAGGAUAUGUGCGCAACAACAAAAUCAGUCAUUCUAACCAGCGGUACCUUAUCACCGAUGGAUAGCUUUGCCUCAGAACUGCAAACUAAAUUCGUUAGUAAAUUGGAAGCCAAUCAUGUCAUUGAUCCAUCACAGGUCUGGGUAUCUUGUCUACCCACGGGCCCAAGUGGAACUAGCUUAAAAGGUAUUUAUACCAACAUGGAGAGUUUUCGAUACCAAGACGAUGUUGGAGAGGCUAUCUGGCAAAUUGCUGAAGUUGUCCCUUUUGGCAUACUAUGUUUUUUGCCUUCAUAUAAUGCACUGGAUAAGCUUAUGGAAAGAUGGAAUGCGACAGGGGUGAAAAAGCAAAUCGAAAACAAAAAACUCAUUUUGUGUGAGCCAAAGGGAUCCGAUAAAAAAGUGUUUGAAAAGACGAUCAAUAGAUUUUAUGACCACAUCCAAAAAGCAAUGUGCGCUGCAACGGGAGAUCAAGAUGGUGCUAUCUUCUUUGCAGUCUAUCGAGGAAAAGUGAGCGAGGGAAUAGACUUUACGAAUGAGUAUUGUCGAGCUGUCGUGGCUCUGGGGAUACCUUAUCCAGGAAUAAAAGAUAUGGAAGUUCAAUUGAAAAAGGAAUACAAUGACAGGAAAAGGAUGAAAUGUAAAAACGCUGAUGUAUUGACUGGACGCGAAUGGUACUCUAUACAGGCCUAUAGAGCUAUAAACCAAGCACUUGGUCGAUGUAUACGGCACAGAAAUGAUUGGGGAGCGAUUAUACUGCUAGAAGAUCGAUUUCAAACACAAGAGAAUGUAAAAGGCUUAUCAAAAUGGAUACGAAGCAAAUUACAAGUAUAUGAUAGCUUUCAAGAAGGAAUAUCUAGCUUAAAAAGCUUUGUAAAGCAUCGUUUAAGCAUUGAGGAGGGAAGUAUCGCAAGAGGAACAAUAGACACAUUUGCUAUUGAAGAAGCCGCAAAAGGAAGAAUAGAAACACCUUCUGCUGAAGAAACCACAAAAGAGGCAAUACCAAUACCCCCUACUGUAGAGACCACAGCAGCCUCCUCCACCAGCGUGGUUGCCACCAUUGAAACAGAUGAAACACCACAAGCGGACACGCCCAACAACGCACAAACUGCUAAAGUGGAAAUCAUAAACGAUACCCUAACUGAUAAUGAUAUGGAUGCUAUAAUGAAGGACAUUGAUGAGGACGUAAAUUGCAGUCCGCCAAAAGAAGAGCAAAUUAUUAUAUCAAAUUUCUUUACAAAAGCCACAACAACUGUAGAUACCUCAAAGAAGCCUGUACUCUGUAAAUAUUGCGAAUGUACCUUAAUGACGGGCGAUGUAGAUCAUUUGAAGCCCGUUGACAACUUUCAUUUGGACUGUGUGCUCAGCUCAAAGCAAAAUGAUACUCAGAUGCUUGAAGUAAGCGAGCCAUCGAGUUGGAAGACCACGAAUAUAUGUAUUGAUGUAUCAAAGCUGCCAAAUGAAACACUGGUGUACAUGAACAAGGUAGAUAAACUAUGUUACCAAAAAAUCAACUGUGCUUGUGGACACCCUGUUGGGAUUAUCAUAUGCGGUGCAACUUCAUCUGAAAAGAUAAGUUAUGUAGGAAAGGUGUUCCUUUGGGAUGACAUGGUUAUCACUCAAAGAGAAAGACAAAAGGGGUUCUUGACAUCCGUCAAAAAGGUGAUAGAAGAUGAUGAAGUAAUCAAGGAUGAACCAUUGUUUGAAUCUAACUCGAUGGCUGACAUGUUUUAUAAUUUACCUUGAUUUUUUUCAUUUUUUCAUUUUAAUGUAUAUAUAAAGGAAUGUCCCCAAACGAAUCCACGGUAUC